This is a messenger RNA of Emericellopsis cladophorae, 1293 nucleotides long. RefSeq lists its product as uncharacterized. The coding region runs from base 1 to 1293 and encodes 430 amino acids. The record is from RefSeq and is a predicted model, not a curated record. The transcript has 2 exons. Lineage: Eukaryota; Fungi; Ascomycota; Sordariomycetes; Hypocreales; Bionectriaceae.
AUGCUCGAAUACUUCACCUACAAGAAAGUCAAGAAGGACAGGGACGCCAAGAAGGCACGCGAGAACGAAGCCACAAGGGCCCUCGAGGAGCGCAACAGCAAUGUGACCACCCCGGUGGACCCCAAUAACAACGGAUCCAGCUCGAGGCCCGCCAACGACCCUGCUACGCCUGUCCUCGACCGCUCAGAUGAACGAUUCCUCCAAGAGAUCUUGUCUGAGGAUGGUGAUCCACCUGCGCUGCCGGAGCGGCCUCUCGUGGUGCCAGAUCUCGAAUGGCAGUCUGACGACGCCAAGUCGCUCGACCCACGCAAAAUCAACAAGAGUCGCAAGAAGAAAGAGAGGGAGGAGCAGAAGCUGAAGGAGAACGAACAGAGAGCCAAAGACCGAGAUAACAACAAAGACAAGGAGAACCAGCAACUCAAACCGGGCCGCCUCUCUGUCCUCUUCUCCAAAGCCAAGUCAAAGACAGGCGAUGACAAGACGAGCCCAGCCGUCUCACCCGCCGUCACACCUGGCGACACCUCCCUCUCCGAGGAGGAGGAGCAAAAGGAGGCCAAUGACCUGGGCCGCGUCCUCGAACGUCUCAAUCUUAAGGCAAAGAACAACAAAGUCCUCGCCGGCGAGAAUGCCGAUCUGCUGGCUAGGUUCACGCAGAUCUUCAAGGACCUGGCGAACGGCGUGCCUACGGCAUACGACGACCUGGUGAAGCUCAUCAGUGAUCGCGACGGCACCAUCAACAAGGGCUUCGAGAAGUUGCCCUCGUCGCUGCAGAAGCUGGUCACGCAGCUGCCCGAGAAGCUCACCAACAGCAUUGCCCCCGAGAUCCUCGCCGCGGCUGCCAAAAGCCAAGGCGUCCAGUUCAACGCCGAGGGUGGCCUCAAGGAGGCGACGAAGAAGAUGCUCAUGCCGCAGAACAUCCUCGAACUGGCGACAAAGCCCGGCGCUCUCGUUGGUAUGCUGAGGGCCAUUGUUACAGCGCUCAAGACAAGAUGGCCUGCGUUCAUUGGAGUCAAUGUGCUCUGGAGCGUGGCGCUCAUGUUGCUCAUGUUCGUACUCUGGUACUGCUACAAGCGAGGACGCGAGGAGCGCCUCUUGAAGGAGAAGGCCGAAGGCGAGGAUACCGUCGAUGGCAGCAGCAGGAUUGAGGAACUCCCAGACGACCCCCAAUUGCCUGCGCCGCGGUCAGAGACUAUGCCUCUGGCUACGGACAGUGAGCCGGUCGUCGCUGAGCCUGUCCGCCGCCGUACUCAGCACGACGAGGCGUCACGCUCGCGUCAGCGCCGGGAUGAUUGA